AUGUUUACCCUCGAGGAGUUUGUCGCCCAAUUUGGCUCCUACAAGGUGCCGCCACGGCUCAUCGAGCUCUUCAACGUCCAGGAAAACGUGGGGCCCGAGUUGCUGGGCGGGUUCUGCCUCGACACCUACGGGCGAGACGAGCUCUACCAGCGGCUUGGAAACCACGGCGUUGCCGACCAAUUUAUCGAGUUUGCCGAGGCGCUGGACGACGGCGCGUCGUAUGGGUUCUGGUGUGUCCAGGAAGACCUCAGCCAGUGUCCCAUAGUCGUGUUUUCCGACAAAGUGGUCACCGCCGUUGCCUGCGACUUGGAGGAGCUCUUGGGGUUGCUCAGCUACGACGGCGAGCUCGUGGUGGACAAUGGCAAGGCCACAUACGUCAAGGAUGAAGACUACGAGCCGUCAGAGCACCACGCAACCUACCUCGAGUUUUACGGGCUGGCUCCGUGGUCCAAGGCGCAAACGGAGGCGACGGUGGCCAAGGCGCAGACAUCGUACCAGACGAACUUGAGCGAGUUUGUUGGUGCUGUUUAG
Messenger RNA from Diutina rugosa, 531 nucleotides. RefSeq lists its product as uncharacterized. The transcript has a single exon. Bases 1 to 531 code for a protein of 176 amino acids. Lineage: Eukaryota; Fungi; Ascomycota; Pichiomycetes; Serinales; Debaryomycetaceae. The record is from RefSeq and is a predicted model, not a curated record.